AUGUCGUCAAAACAGAAGGUGAUGGUCCAGCCCAUCAAUGUCAUCUUCAGGUACUUGCAGCAGCAGAGCCGCGUCAGUAUGUGGCUAUAUGACAAUCUGGACACGAGAAUAGAGGGUAAAAUCUCGGGCUUUGACGAAUUCAUGAACGUCGUAAUGAGCGAAGCAUCAGAAGUGAACAUUAAAAAAGGCGAGCGAACAGAGCUAGGGCGAAUUCUUCUCAAAGGCGACAAUAUUACACUCAUCCAGCCACUAUAG
Messenger RNA from Tilletiaria anomala UBC 951, 255 nucleotides. Its product is annotated as putative small nuclear ribonucleoprotein E. The coding region runs from base 1 to 255 and encodes 84 amino acids. The record is from RefSeq and is a predicted model, not a curated record. NCBI's taxonomy places the organism in Eukaryota, Fungi, Basidiomycota, Exobasidiomycetes, Georgefischeriales, Tilletiariaceae. Gene Ontology annotation, molecular function: RNA binding. Gene Ontology annotation, biological process: spliceosomal snRNP assembly; mRNA splicing, via spliceosome. The transcript is spliced from 3 exons. Gene Ontology annotation, cellular component: U4 snRNP; U4/U6 x U5 tri-snRNP complex; precatalytic spliceosome.